UCAAGAUGUUGUUUACUUUAUUUGCCAUUGUCUCUUCUUUGGUUAUAUUCAACAAAGUACAUGCCGAUUGUGGAGGGAAGGCUGAUAUAAUAUUUGCUAUUCCUGGGAACAAUGAAAUUCCUGGAGAAGAAUUCUUUCCGUUUGAAAGAUUCUUAACAAUGCUUGUAGAUUAUUUUAAAAUCGACAGAGACAAUGUAAAUAUUGGUCUUAUAUUAUAUGGAAGAGAACCCGUGGCAAUCAGUUGGCCGCAACCAAUGAAAGACCAAACACAAACCAAUACGAGAGUAAGCCUACUUGCGGAAAGAGAAUUAUACAAUGGUAAACUUAAAGGCAGAGCAGAUGUAAAGGGGGCACUUAAUUUAAUGAGACAAAUGUUCAGAAAUCCAUCAGGUUAUCAUCAUCUGCAGUUAUCUCGACCUGAUACCAAACAGAUUGGAGUGAUGUUCACGCAUGGUUCAGUUCAGACAAAUAUCAGUCAAGAUGUGAUCACAGCUGCAAACCAGUUUAAGGAAGCAGGGAUCGAAAUGUAUUCAGUAGGAAACAUGCCAAAUGGUGAAUGGUAUUCAGAGAUAGCCUCUCAUAAAUGUAAAAUUUUAUCCGUGGAAAGUUACUCUGAGGGUUUAAAAGGCCUACUUCCUUAUAUAGGGAGCAGUAUAUGUACAGCAAUAGAAAAUGUUGUAAAUGUUACAGAUGACAAUUGUUUUCCAAAAUUUUGGAAGCCCAGUCCAAACCCGCCAGUUACUUGCCCCUCUCUGAAUGCAAUAUUUCAGGAUCCUUAUAAUUGUGCCUAUUUAUUCAAAUGUGAUAUGAAUAUUCCUGUUCGUGAAAGAUGCCCAACAGGAAUGCUCUUUGACAACUCGAUCAAAGCUUGCAAUCAUAAAGAUGCCGUUCCGUGUUACUCGAUGAUAACAUGUCCGAAUCAUACAGGUCUUUUUCCGCAUCCAGAAGCCUGCAAUAAAUUCUUGAAUUGUUUCGACAACAUUCCAUAUGUACAAAAGUGCCCGUCUAACUUGUAUUUUAACAAUGAAACCAAAAUCUGCGAUGAGGAGUACAAAGUUAAUUGCACGUUUCAUUGAGAAGACAAACAAUUCCGUUAAAUGACCUUUGAAAGGAUAAUGUAUAAAAAAAACUUAAGAUAAUGAAAUCCUGAAUAAAUGAAGUUUGUCAUUUGCCUUAAACACGACAACUGAUAUAAGUUGGUGAAUGUUGGUAAAUGUAAGAGAAAUGUGAUCAGCCUAGGGUUAAAUAAAUUGAAUUUGUAGUAA
Mytilus californianus (California mussel) is the source of this 1265-nucleotide messenger RNA. RefSeq lists its product as uncharacterized. Gene Ontology annotation, cellular component: extracellular region. Gene Ontology annotation, molecular function: chitin binding. The coding region runs from base 6 to 1076 and encodes 356 amino acids. NCBI's taxonomy places the organism in Eukaryota, Metazoa, Mollusca, Bivalvia, Mytilida, Mytilidae. The transcript has 4 exons. The record is from RefSeq and is a predicted model, not a curated record.